GAGUCUCCUUGGCGAAGUCGGUGAAAGCAAAUGACGGCGGAAUGCUGGUAUUUUGCUGCAAAUCGCGCAGACAGGACAGAAACAAAACCACAAACAUCGACAACACAAAUACAAUAUUACAGCACAAGUUUGAAUCGACUGGGAAAAGUUGUAACGGUAUUAAAAUAGGAUAUUACUUAUAUUUUUAAUAGUGACGAAGAAAUUAAGAAACGUUCUUACAUUUUCAAAUUAAAAUAAUACUCGAAACUAAAUGAUAUUGUAUUAAGUCAUAGCGUUAUUGACGACCUUGAAAGUAGUAGAGAAAGAUUGGCUUGAAGUGAAUUAGCAUAGGAAGAAAACUUGUGCGCAAUAGUGGGGACUACGCAAAGGAAAGGGGAAAAGUAAAGGAAGAAAUUAAUUUAAUUAAUAAUAUGAGUGAUCUUGUAAAUAAAGUCGUGUUACUCAAUAUUUUCGGAUACGUUUACAGUGAAGGUGUUAAAUAAUUAAUUAGUGUAGAUCAGCGGCGUCGGUAACGACAAUACCUAAAAGACCAUUGAAUUUCAGGAAGACCUGAGGAGACUUGCUUGAAUAAACACAGUGCAUUCCGAGUUCGACUUAGUUGUGAAGGCCCGCACUCGUUCACUUUUACUUUCAUUUGUGGCGCAGCCUGGUGUUGAAAAUUCGUGCUCCAGAAAUAUACACUCGACGCGAAGGUAAGAUAGUGAGAGGACGCAUUUGAACGCGGUGCACACUCUUCGGUUACGGCGAUUUUAGAGUGGUAGUGUGGUGGAGCUAUGGCUCAGUGUUAUGGUGGUGUAUUCUUUAACGGUGCUCGCGACCACCAUCAGGAUAUACCAGUCGCGGAAACCCCUUAAGGACUAAUUAUUUCUUAGGGUGGUUUAGACGGGAAAACUUUCGGAACCUACCUUUGAAAACCAUAUAUUUGGUCUGCCUUAUUUGCAGUUUAAUCUUCUGGAGGCUGCCCUCUUCCCAAUUACGAAAUUCGCCAUGUACUCAGAGGAACAAGACUCGCACGGCUUAUUAACCCUGCAUUAUGGCAAACACCACGCUACCAUAGUUGAUGAAAUUAAAACAUGCUUCGCUUCUGAGAAUUACGCCGAUAUGACAUUCGUUUGUGAUGACAAGACAGCACUUAAUGCUCACAAAUUGGUAAUGGCGUCCGCGAGUCCUUUAGUUCGCCGCAUCCUUGGAGAGAGUGCCCAUGCUCAGGAACCUAGCGUAGUUCUCAUCCCUGGAAUAAAAAGCACCCAUCUGCGCCACCUUCUAGAUUUCCUUUACAAUGGACAAGCUUGUAUCAAGUCGAGUGAAUUGGAUAGUAUUCAAGAGCUAUUCGACGUACUUCAGAUCAAAUCGGAUAUUUGGCAGUCUUCCAAUUCAGAAGAGGCUAAAACUUUGUCCGAAGACGACAAUAGUUGGACAGCUCCUGACAAUGAAAACUUUGAUCCGAUCAUAGUUAAAAGAGAGGCAGAAGAAGAUGAGAAGGAAGAGGGGGAAAUUAAAGAUGAUGACGAAGACGACGAUGCAACAGAUGACAAUAUUAAAAAAGAACAAAAUAGCGUAUCUCCAAACCCAGUGAACUUAUCAUUGAAUACUAAAAACUCCAAUAUUGAAAAAACUAUCGAUGAACAUGACAAACAUUCGGGUAAAUUGGAACCGAAAACUUCGAAUAUAUUUAAAGUUGGUCAGUCUAGAGUGAAAAUAGCUCAAAAGGCACAAGAACUCACACAAUUCCAUCAACACAGAAUAAAACGGAAAAGUAUGUACAUAGAACCCAUAGACCUCAAACACCAUGAUGACUUAUCUCAUCUGAAGCCUCCCAUAGCGGAUCAGAAAUUAAUCUCAUUGGUACAGAGCCCCGAUAACUACGUUGUAACACCUCACAGAAAAAGAAGGCCGGGCUUUCAUAACUCCCCAGCGCAAAACCCUCCAUUUGUUCCUUUUUCCCCUUCAUAUAUUGAAGAAAGCACACCACAUCAUCACAGAUAUAAGAGUCUUCCUCCAUUAUUGGCAGCUCAUCAUCCUCUCUCUUUAUCAGCACCUCCAUAUCUAGUGGAUCGAACACAUACUCCGACACCAGGUCAACAUCCAGAUAUUUCCGGCCCAACCGAUAAGGUGAUUGUAAAAGACAGACCUCCAAGUGCGGAUCAAGGCUUAGCAACGGAUUCAUAUCAAACGUUCGAACACACAUGGGGAGCUUGGUCUUUGUGUCAAACUCAAGUGAACGCUCCUUCGGGAAAUGACGAUUCUCGGGAACUUCCGCUCACAUUUUCAACAAGUAGUAACGAUGAGGCAGCUGAAAGUUCGUCUCAUGCAACCGGUAGUAGUAAAGAAUCUUUACCUGCUGUACAAGUUCGAGAAUAUCGUUGUGAAUAUUGUGGCAAACAAUUUGGUAUGUCGUGGAAUCUAAAAACUCAUCUUCGAGUGCAUACAGGAGAAAAACCUUUUGCGUGUAGAUUGUGUGUAGCUAUGUUCAAACAAAAAGCACAUUUAUUAAAACAUUUGUGUAGUGUUCAUAGAAACGUUAUAUCCUCGAAUGAUGGCAAUUCCGGAAGAUUCAAUUGCUGUUUCUGUCCAUUGUCCUUUGAAUCCUUACCUGAAUUGAUAAGACACUUAUCAGGACCUCAUAAUAAUUUGUUAUUAAGUAAAAAUAUGCACGAGCUAAAAUAGCUAAUCCCAAUACAUUCCAUUUUCCACUGAUGAAGUCGUAUACAAUAAUUUAGAACGACCAAAUCUUGUGAUAUACUGAUGUUGUCAGUGCCUUUUCGUGUGGACGUACAUGUCUGUUACCAUUAGUUGGUAGUUCUUUCCUGGAUUGGGCAUGAGAAAAUGUGCCUAUUUCCAACUAUACUCGACGCCAUCCGUUAAAAAUGUGUUAAUAAUUUUAUUGUAUAGACAUAAUUUUAACCGUUGUGUUCAAUUUGAAUUUACGUACCUAACUACGCGUGGUGUGUAUAACAGGUGGUUUUUAAAAUUAUGUUUUUCGGCUGGUCCGAGCUUAAUCAUUAUGUCCUAUAAAUUAUUCAAAAGAUCUACCAUUAUAUACACUACAAAUGGAUACAUUCUUAAUACAUUAACGAAAAAUGCGCAUUAAAACUGAAAAAACAAUUAUAAAUGCUUAAAUAUGUAGGAAGGAAGAUCACGUGCCUUAGAAAAAAUUACAAGAAGAAUGCUUCUCGCACAGAAAUGUGUACACGAAAUUAUGUGUUUGAUAGAAAUUAAUCCAAGUCCAAAAAGAAAAAAAAUUCUAUUGAAAGCUUAUAUCCUUUAAAUUUGCAAAGCGAAGCAAGCAUACCUAUAAAAUAAAUCUUAUGGGGUAUAAUUGUAGAAUGCUUGUUCUUAGAUUGUAUUCAAAGAGGAAAUUGUAAUGAAACUUAUACUGAAAUAAUUCAGUUCAAAGCCUUAGAAUAUUACUAUUUGUAUGGUAACUGAGCUAAAAACAUGCAUGUCUGCCAUUGCAUAUUACAGUAUGAAGUUAUUGUUGUCCGUUUGCUGGUAUAAAUCAAAAUUAAUGUCUUGUAAGAUGACAAGAAAUAUAUAUUAGACUUGUCCAGAAAUCAGAUACAACAUUAAAGUAGAAGAAAUGUAACGUUAUGGACUAGAGAGUAAUGUAGUGGCUCCAACAGCAUGAUAUUCUUUUAGAGACUGAAUGCCUCGCUUCUUUUUUUUUCUAGAAUUUGGAUGACCCACAUACAUGUAUAAAAUUUCGUUUCAAAUUAUUUCCUAGCCUUUCCCAUCGUGGACAUAUGAAAAAUCGUCUUUUAGACAUUUAAAUGAAUGUUUGAUACGUCUGAUUUUCCUCCAUUGUGUACUAUUCUAACCAUCGUAUAUGGUUAUUAAAUAGUUUGCCGAAAUAUACCUAUAAGAUUUCGUUCUUUCCCACCUCUCUACUCAAUUAGUUCUCUAUCUGUAUGGUUGGUACUGCGGUGGUUACUUGGUUCACAGUAUCAAUAGUUUUCGCAAAGAAGCCAUAUUAUACUUUCAGUCACCGUUUCUGGAUCCAGAGUUCUUUGCAUCAACAUCAUAUUGGGUCACUUUCUUGUUAUGUAUGUGGACUUAUGCCGCAUUACUUUUUCCAAGUCGAACGACCCUAUCAGCUUUACACUGGUAUAGAAAUGUUCAUAUGGAGUGAAACCUCAAGUUUAUUUAUAUUUCUAUAAGAUUGUUUUAUACAUUGUGGUACAGUUCUUCCUAUUCAACUGACUUGCUACUAGCAAUAGCACUUUUCAAAGCUCAUAAUCACAAUUUAUACUGUUUUGUUAGUCUCUUGGUGCAAGAUAAUUUCUUCUUAAAUAAGCUCUUGAUUUAACCAGUCAACAAAUGGUCGUUUACUUUUGGCUAUCUUCUUUGGCAUAGAACGGUCACAUCCUUAUUCAAUUAAUCAAUGUUGCAUUGUAAAUAAGAAACGUUUUUUGACUUUUCUUAAGGCAGAAUAUAUGGUACUCCUGCUCAUCAAUCUUAGUUAACUGCAAAUGAUUCAAUAUUCGACGUUGUCUGUAUUAUUUUCCGUCUACUAAUAUAAGAAUUCGUCCUCAGUGAUUCUAGUACCCUUGAACUAAAGUCAGUUAUCUUUUUACUUUACAGUCUUCAUCUUCUGGCCAAAGUUAUUUUUCAAAAUUCACUAUUCUCUCGUUUUUUAUAAGUUAACAACUUAUAUGUGCUACUUUUUGUACGUGCACACUGGCUUUAACAAAUUAGUCAACUAAAUGUAUUCAUCUUCUUUUCCAAUGUUUUUCGUCAGUAGUACUCGUAUAUUUAUAUUCAAACCAUACUUUUUUUCAUUUAUUCUUUUUCUAAUAUCGUUUAAUUAUUGAAAGAUCUAUCCAUACAUAAUCAAUCGAUUGAGACAAACUUUGAAUUAUACGAAAAUUCUUUGUAUAAAUAUAUUUUAAUAAUAGUCUUUACACCACAACUCCAGCAUUAUAGAUAGUGGGAUUCAGGUAUAAAUGGUUACCUUUUCAUUUAAUUUUACAAGCUUUUUUAAUAAUAUAACAGUAUAAAAUGACAGAAAAAUACACAUAAGCAGUUUCAUGUACUUUUCUCAUCAGAAACGUUUAUAGAUGUUUACAAAAAAAAGGAGUAGUGACCUAUUAAUACACUUUAUUUGAUUAUGUUAAAAAAGAGAUUAGAAACACACCAAGAAAUAACUGAAACUAAGGAUAAUCCAUCCUCUAAAAGUAGAUUGGUGUCUACUGUUGAAAUUAGUCAAUAGAUUGCAGAGUCUAGAGGAUUGUUAUACCAAAAUAUAAUUUUAGUUAACCGUUUCCUUUGAACAAAAAAAUAAAAAUAAAAUUCUACUCAUUAAAAAAGUACAAAUAGUUGGAUAUUUCACAAAUGUUGAUACUUUUUCAUUCAAUUAGUACUAAGGAAAAAUUUUGUAAAUUUUUAGGAAUCAGCCUAUCGUGAAUGGCCAAUUUAUUUACUAGUUUGAAUUGUGUUUCCAAUUUCUGUUUUGAAAUAAUUUUUUAAACCUGUUGUUCGAUGUAUAUCUUUCCACGUUCUAUUUCUUGUUUCUUUUCUUUCAAGUUUUGUGUAACUCUAUUUGAUCGGCAGCUACUUUGUAAUGUAAAUAGGUGAUUACAAAAGCUUGGAAAAUUGAAUGGAGAUAGCUUAUGCAAUAGAUACAUUUUUUAUUUUUCAAUAAUUGCUCACAAAUAUUGGUUGUAAAGUAGGUACGUAGUGUGGUCAAGAAAUAAAGUAACUAUUUUUUUUUCGUUAAAUAUUUACCACAAUCAAGAAAUCACGAUCAAGUGAAGGUGAUACAUGAUCGUGAAUGCUUCCAUCAUAUAUCGGGAGGUUUUCGUCGUAUUGCUUCAAGCAAACGACGCAUAACUAAAGAUGAUAUUUUCAUUCUGGAAAGAACCCUCUAUACACUACGUCAUUUCAUCAAAUAAAAUAAUUAGUAAGACUUGCACAUUUAAUAGACUUGGCAUGUUUUCUUCUGUCUUUAGAUCAUGAUUCUUCAAAUUGGUCUCACUAGAAUGAUUGGACACUGUUACCAAUUAUCACUAGCUGCAAAUCUUGAUUGCCUUUGACUUAAUAGCCUGUGAGCGAUACACUUGCAAAGGUUCUUUUAGUCAAAGUUUUAGGAACAAAUUUCAUUGCCAGACAUUAGCAUGACAUUAGUAAAUAAUGAUUCGUGAACAGCUUUUGUACCACAUAUAAACAAUUUUAGAUUUGCUAAAUACCAUAAUCAAUAAUAAGUGCGUAGGAGUAUAAUUGUAUUCUUCACACAAAAUUCAAUGAAGAUUUUUUUGAUCUAUUUUUUCGAUAGUAAAAAGUCGCCAAGCACACCAAAAUGCGUAUUUGCCUUCUGUCAAAAACAAAACCGAACACACUAUGUAUUUCAAAUUGUUCUAUUCACAAAAUAAAGCAUUUUUUGUUUUUGUAUGCAACAAUUGUAUAUUAUUUGCUUAUAGGUCGUUACUGUGAAACAGAAACUUAUGAUCGUAUAUUUUUUAAAUAUAUACACCAAAGAAAUAAAAAUUAAGUCGAAAUAUACAAUCUCAGUAACUUAUUUUCUCUCUUUGAUUCGCUCUCAUUUUUAUUUUUAUACUAGACAAUCUACCAAUAUGGAAGGUAAUGCUAUAUUUGUAGUAAUUUCAUAAUUACAGUUUCAUUUGAUUUUAAUCUAUAUUAAAUAUUUUUUAAGCCGACUCAUUUAAAAAAAAAAUUAUUUCAAGGAAAUCUCUUGGCACGAUUGAUUAUAAAAUGUGGUACAAAUAACGUAACUUAGUAUUUUAUUGUUAAAUGUAAAUACAUAGUUUGUAAAUAGUGUAAGAAAUAAAAAAUGUUUUUUUGUA
Messenger RNA from Diorhabda carinulata, 6800 nucleotides. It is a transcript of the gene ken, whose product is annotated as transcription factor Ken. Lineage: Eukaryota; Metazoa; Arthropoda; Insecta; Coleoptera; Chrysomelidae. The record is from RefSeq and is a predicted model, not a curated record. Gene Ontology annotation, biological process: regulation of transcription by RNA polymerase II. The coding region runs from base 988 to 2667 and encodes 559 amino acids. Gene Ontology annotation, cellular component: nucleus. Gene Ontology annotation, molecular function: protein binding; DNA-binding transcription factor activity; RNA polymerase II cis-regulatory region sequence-specific DNA binding. The transcript has 5 exons.